Molecule: messenger RNA, 1539 nt
Organism: Plasmodium cynomolgi strain B
Lineage: Eukaryota; Apicomplexa; Aconoidasida; Haemosporida; Plasmodiidae
Exons: 6
Coding region: 1-1539 (512 amino acids)
Source: RefSeq, a predicted model, not a curated record
AUGAAAAAUCAAAAUGAGACUCACUUUAGAGAUAAGAAAAAGAAACACUACCUAGACAACGUCGACAAGACAUUAGAGAAGAACAACAUCGACUGCGUAAGUUACGUGUACAAAAAUAUGAACGAUCAGACGACGUGCUCAAAAAGUGCAGCCAAUAGUCUCAAGUUCGGUGGAGGAGAAGGUCGAGUUGAUGCCGUUCGCCAAAUGUUGCUCUUCGAAAAAAGGCCAAAAAAAAAUGUAACAAUUGGAGCAAGUCGCAGCAGAGCAUCCACUGGGGGCGAUGGUCCUUGUGCGAAGGACGACGAGACAGUCCAAUCAAUUAUCUACUCCACCUUCAUCAACACAAAGUUGAGACAAACUCACAAGCACGCUACAGAAACGGUGAGUAAGCAUCCCCAAAAGGGGAGACUAGCCAAAGAAAUACCAAGCGGGAAGAACAAAAAGGGCAAUUAUGCAAAUAGGGGACAAAGAUUCCAUGCCAAACGAAGCGAAGUGAAUCUCGAUGGAACAAACCAGACAGUAGAUGCGUACAAGCUGAACCUAACCUCAGGAGUGACGAAAAGUGUGUGCACCGAUAAGUGCGUACAAAUAACAGAAUCAAAUGUAGAACUAAAAAAUCUCACAAAUGAUGGCACCUUUUUAUAUGAACAAAUCAUAUCAGAAAGGGAGAGAAAAAAAAAAGAGAGUUACACUCAAACGAGUACCCUCUACCAGCAGGAAGAAAUAAAAAGCUUUGCAAAAUAUAUGACUAAACAAAUUCUGAACGAAGCUACCAUUCAGCUUACCUAUGAGGAAAACGUCAAAGCGAUGGAACACAAGAAAAAAGCUGUCCAAUUAAACCACCAGCAGAAUGAACAGAUGUACUCGCACCUCACUGAUUUUCAGCGUGACAACUUGGGGGUCAUGGCUGAUGGGGCCGAGCUCUCCAGAUGCCUCCACAUCUUCAGCAAAAUAAACACCUUCGGGUUAUCCGGGAGUCUUAUCAACUCCAUUUUGAAGAAAAAUGUCGAAGCGGCGAAGGAGCAGAACCAAGGACAGAACAGUCGAGGCCAAAUCGAAUGGCAUAACCAAGUCACAAAACAUCUGCUAAAAAACACCAUCGCCUUUGUAGCCACGGAAAAGAUCGUGUCCUAUAUCGCGGAAGAACUCAUCGAGGACUGCAUCUUGAAUUUCUUCCGUAUGGAUAAAAGGGACGUAGACAUACUCACUGCCAACUUGGAGGAUCACAACAUUUGUCUCUACGAACGGAGGCGAAUGGAGGGGGGCCACUUCAAUUUCGUCCUUUCGAAUGGCAACCUAAACGUUAACAUCCCCGUGCGCGUGAAGAAGCACAUGAGCCUGGAGGACCUCCUACAGAUGAUAAAAAACCACAUCAAAAAAAAGCUAAAAUUUUUGCGCAAAGAAUACAAGCUGGACUGCCUGUGCAUACGGGACGGCACCCGCAACAUCGCGAGCAUCCACGAGCUGUUGUCCUCCGAGUCCAACCACUUCACCAUCUGCUUAAACAAAAAGGAAGGAGAGGUCAUACCAACUCGCUAG